Molecule: messenger RNA, 2463 nt
Organism: Bufo bufo (common toad)
Lineage: Eukaryota; Metazoa; Chordata; Amphibia; Anura; Bufonidae
Gene: KLHL11
Product: kelch like family member 11
Exons: 2
Coding region: 78-2090 (670 amino acids)
Molecular function (GO): protein binding
Source: RefSeq, a predicted model, not a curated record
ACUAGACUGACAGACUGUGGUGACGUAGGCGGUUGUCAGGCUGGACAGUCGGUGGCUUCCCCACCCUGGAGACCGAGAUGGCUGCGGCAAUAGCCAUGACGUCGCUGCCUCCGCAGCUUCCACCUCAGGAGGAUGAAGAGCAGCGGGAUGGCGCCUUAGAAGAUGGAGAGGCCGAGGUGUUCUUGUCGGAGAGUCACUGCUCGGAGUUGGCAUGGCGACAGAACGAGCAGAGAAAGCAGGGCCUGUUCUGUGACAUGACUCUGGUGUUCGGGGCCGGAGGACGCGAGUUCCCCGCUCAUCGCUCCGUGCUGGCCGCGGCCACCGACUACUUCGCUCCGCUGCUGUCCGGGCAGUUUGAGGAGUCUCGCUCGGGCCGGGUGGACAUGAAAUGGAGCUCGGAGCCUGGGCCGGACCUGGAGACUGUUGAGGCCGUGAUCCAGUACAUGUACACGGGGCAGAUCCGUGUGUGCACCGGUAAUGUGCAUGAGGUGCUGGAGCUCUCUGACAGAUUUUUGUUGCUUCGAUUGAAGGAGUUCUGCGGAGAGUUCCUGAAGAAAAAGCUCAAUCUAUCGAACUGUGUGGCCAUUCACAGUUUGGCUCAUAUGUAUACACUCAACCAGCUCGCUUUGAAGUCUGCCGACAUGAUUCGUAGAAAUUUCUUCAAGGUGAUUGAGGAUGAUGAAUUUUAUACCCUUCCAUUCCACCUUGUUAGAGACUGGCUCUCUGAUCCAGAGAUCACAGUAGACUCUGAGGAGAUACUCUUUGAGGCAAUUCUAAAAUGGAUUCAGAAAAACGCUGAGGAGAGAGAGAAGUAUUUCGAGGAAUUGUUUAGGCUUCUUCGACUGUCCCAGAUGAAACCCACUUAUCUUACGAGACACGUGAAAGCCCAUAGGCUAGUUGCAACCAAUGAGGCCUGCUUGCAAUUGGUUGCUGAGGCCGUCGAGGGCCACGCUUUGCGAUCAGAAAACGUGCAAGCUGGAAAUCUUCAGUCAAUGGCCACCCACAUGACCUCUUUGCCACGCUUUGGUCAGAAUAUGGAUGUGAUAAUGGUGAUUGGAGGCGUUUCAGAAGGAGGCGACUACUUAAGUGAAUGCGUUGGAUAUUUUAUUCAUGAAGAUCGAUGGGUGAAUUUGCCUCACAUUCACAAUCACCUUGAUGGACAUGCGGUAAUGGCUACAGACAGCUAUGUUUACGUGGCAGGCUCCAUGGAGCCUGGGUUUGCCAAGACUGUUGAGCGAUACAAUCCAAGCAGAAAUGUUUGGGAGCAAGUGAGCAAUUUGAUCACUCGAAAACAUUCCUUUGGUCUCAUGUCUGUGAAGGGCAACUUAUAUAGCAUUGGUGGGCACGGCAACUUUAGCCCUGGCUUCAAAGACGUCACUGUCUAUGACCCUGAACAAGAUAAGUGGCAGAUCUUGGAAUCUGCACCCAAGAUUUUGCGAGACGUGAAGGCCGUUAGUGUAGAAGACCGUUACGUUUACCUGACUGCCCGCACUCCAGUUGAUAGUGAUAAUGAAGAUGGCCUCAGAACAAUUAACUGCAGAUACGACAUUGAAAGUAGUAGGUGGCAGGAUAUCGAGUCGCUGCCACUUUUGGACAACUACUGUGCAUUUCAGAUGUCGGUUGCAUGCACAAAUUUCUAUAAUACCGCCUCUUGCUGCCCUAAGAGCUACGCUGUCACUGUUGACGAGGCUCAAAGUAAAAUUUCUAGGCAGGUCUCAAAUGAAAUUCUUGAGAGCUUACCUCCAGAAGUCCUGGGCAUAGAGGGGGCAGCUAUCUGCUACUACAAGGAUGAUGUUUUUAUUAUCGGGGGCUGGAAGAACAGUGAUGACAUAGACAAACAAUACAGGAAAGAGGCCUAUCGGUAUUGUGCUGAACGCAAACGCUGGAUGCUGCUCCCGCCCAUGCCUCAGCCGCGGUGCCGGGCUACCGCCUGCCAUGUGAGAAUCCCAUUCAGAUACCUGCACGGGACACAGAAAUACCCCAUGCCCCCUAACUUGAUGUGGCAGAAAGAUCGAAUUCGACAAAUGCAAGAAUUGCAUCGGCAUACGAUGAACUUACGGCGCACUCCACGAUCACAGAUUGAAUGCUAAACUUUUCCAGUAUCUUUUUCAGAUGCGAUUUGCACAAGAGAUGCUUUUUUUUUUUUUCUUUUGUUAAAUGUUAGACCAUGUACUGUAACAUAAGCUUCAAAGCUUAAAGUGUUCACAUAGUUCAUUAGUUUAUCAUGUGAACACUCUAAUUAGCAUGUCGCUGUACACAUAGGAGAAUGUGUAUGUUAAUGUACACAGGUUCUAGUGUAUAAAAUCUAUUUAUCUAGGCUUACCGGCUAGGACAGAUGAGCCAUGGAUAAGAAGACAUUCCUAGCAAAUCUUGGUCAGAUGUCGGGUGGCUAAUUUUGGUCAGUGUCUAUUGGCAGCUUUACCGUACAUCCUGGCUAAUGGGGUUUGAUAAAAAAAAAAAAAA